AUGGAGAAGACUUACGUGUCCAUGUUCCUGCUGCUUGUUGCCAUCUCCUGUGCUCUGGCAAAGGAUGUGGGCAAGAAGGAGACUACUGCUAAACCGAAACUGCCUCAGACACUCUCCAGAGCCGCGGGCGGGACGCGAACCCACGAGGAGGCCCUCUUCCGCUCCAAGCACAGCAACAAACCCCUGAUGAUUAUCCACCACUUGGACGACUGCCCGCACAGCCAAGCCCUCAAGAAGGUCUUCGCUGAACACAAAGAGAUACAGAAAUUGGCUGAAAAUUUCAUUCUCCUGAACCUUGUGUAUGAAACCACAGACAAGAAUCUUUCACCUGAUGGCCAGUACGUCCCUCGGAUUUUGUUCAUAGAUCCUUCCCUGACUGUGAGAGCAGAUAUUACUGGAAGAUACUCAAACCGCCUCUACGCAUAUGAGCCCUCUGACAUCUCAUUGUUGUAUUCAAACAUGCAGAAAGCGCUGAAGCUCCUGAAGACUGAACUGUAAGGGGAGGAAGGAAGCCCUUAAAUACUAUGAAGUCUGAUCUGCCACCUCUUCUCCACUCAUUGAAACUGGUGAAGAGACUGUUUAGAGUGGUAUCUAGUGAUGUGUAGUGCUGGUUUAUAUACACAAACACUACAGUUUUACAUUAGCACUUUUGUACUGGGCAGCAUUUUUAAAAGCUGGAAGCUUUUAAUUUAAGGCGUAACGAAGAAUACUGUAUGAUCCAACUGUAAAAAUGAUUUUUUAAAAAAUAAAUCCAUUUCAAGUGUUUACAUACAAAA
Molecule: messenger RNA, 776 nt
Organism: Opisthocomus hoazin
Lineage: Eukaryota; Metazoa; Chordata; Aves; Opisthocomiformes; Opisthocomidae
Source: RefSeq, a predicted model, not a curated record